Molecule: messenger RNA, 5334 nt
Organism: Scophthalmus maximus (turbot)
Lineage: Eukaryota; Metazoa; Chordata; Actinopteri; Pleuronectiformes; Scophthalmidae
Gene: fam174b
Product: family with sequence similarity 174 member B
Exons: 3
Coding region: 2818-3225 (135 amino acids)
Source: RefSeq, a predicted model, not a curated record
UGGUUGGUUAUCACCGAGGUGUAGAGUUCAGUAGGGUGACAGCAGGGAAAAAGCUUCCCCUGAGCCUGCUUGUCCGGUACGGCUAGACAAAUGGUUUGUGUAUUGUUUGCUCUCUUAUUUAUAAAAAAAAUUCUGCCAACCAUUGCUCGAUAUGUCCUCAACCUUUUCAUUGUUCUCUGAGCACAAUGACAACCUGAUCUUUCUAUCCCUCUAUCAAAUUGGUAGUAAUGUAAAUUACAGGUUGCCUUUAAAAAGUACAAAUUCAACUAAGCUUUUUGUUUACAGUAGUAUGAUAUCAUUUAACAUAAACUCAUGCUAACCUGCCACAACGAUCAAGGUGGAAGGACUCAUGAUGAAUCCGUUCUUCGUCAGAAUUAGAAGGCAGAAAAGCAGCCAUUUCAUUUCUGAAGAUAAGGGCUCAUAACACCGGUUGUGGGGAAGGGUGUGCCUCAACACAUUGCUAACACAGCACCAGCCACAGGCAUUAUGACAUUCAUGGGGGUUGAAUUUCCUCUUAAAAGCAUACACCAAACGUCCCUUUAAUAACAAAUAACCCAUGGCAGUUGACUUAAGAACAGGUAGGCUGUGUUUACCUUUCACUUAGCAAGACAAAUGACUCUGUGUGAGGGUGUGGGUAUCUUCUACAAACACAUUUUGAGUGUGGAGGUUAAUGAUAAAGCAUGUCUUCGACUUUAGCUCUUUUUAAGAUACAAGAGGAGCCCAAAUCAAAAUGUACUUUUAUUCUAAAUUCAUGGGUCUGUUUUGUGGAUUUGAAGCACUAAAUACAUCACACUGUGUUGUAAGCCGGUUUGAAAUGUAAAUGUAAAAUGAUCACUGUGGUCACAGUCAGAGCUGUUUCUCUGUCCGACGUUCAGACCGUCCCCUCAGGAUGUGACGACAUCCUUUCAGCUAAAUAUCUGUAUAGGCCUAUGUGGCAAGCAAUCCAUGCUUCAUAGAGGGAUAAUCUCCUCAGUGAGCAAUACAACUCUGCAAAAGCAAGAUACAGCUAACGCACAGUAUACGACUGUGACUCGGGUUUUGUGUGCAUGUUUGUUUACAGUAUGUUCCUCACUAAGAAGCUCAUCUGAAAUCCUACCGUUGUUCUCAAACAAAUUUCAGAUGCUGGAGUAAUGUCUCAGAUCCUAAAGGACUAUACUCCAACUGGCCAGAGCUGAGUUUCCACCUUUGCAUGAAGGAAAAUACAGUGGCCUUGGUUGUUAUUUUGUGCUGCCAUCUGGUGGGCUUUGAUCAAAACAAAUAGCUCUUAGUGAGUGCGGCUGAAGGACAACACUCAGCAGUGGGUGACUAGAUGUGAGGAGACACCAAUAACAGACAUAACAGAACUGGCUUUCUUCUGUCUUUGUUUUCAGAUAAAGUUUAGAUAAAGUUUUCACAGUGCAAGACAUUAUGUCUGAUGUCGUCUUAAAGUGAAGUUCCUAUUUGUAGUUGUGAAUCCAAGUGUUGGUCCACUUUUUCUAGAAACCCAAAGCUUUAUUCCUAUGGAUUUGCUGAAUGGUUAUCACAAUCACUGAUCAAUUGAUUGCUCAUCACUGUCUUGUCUCCUCGAGACUUCCCCUGGAAUCAGUCGUGACCUGUGAGUCUGCCCUGCUGCCCCUUCGAAAACUCAGUCUGGCGGAGGCCAAUGGGUAAAGAGAGAAAUGCUGCCUUCAAAAGCUGUUGGAAAUUUGUUAAAUGCCAGUCCUCUCUCAAAAUGAGCAGCGAAGGGGUGAAGAGAUGUUAGCAAACGUGACACCAAACCAGCAAGGAAGAUGUGACAACCUAGACUGAUCCAACUACACACUGCCAAACAAAAUAAGUUGUAUAUAGACAGAGUUGGUGCUGUUUUCAGUGUUUUGUUAUCAGGCGUCUCUGUUUCAAUGUUAAAAAAAGACACCUGUAGCGUGUUUCCUCCUCUGGAUUCUCCUCUAGACCAGAGGAUUUAAUAACUAAGAAUACCAAAAAAAAUGUAUUUGCUGGUGUCACUGUAGGGCUGUAGAAGUUCUUUGGCAAAAGGAAUUAUUCUACAAUAUGCAAGAAAUACAGGUGCAAGGCUCUAAAAAUGGCCCGCGUCUACCGUUAAGGAUACCAGGGGUUUUGUCCUCUGUGUUGUUUCAAAAAGUAUGUCGGCCGUGAUACUUUUGACAGUGUUUAAUUCAAACUUGUGCAAUAUCUUCGUGCAAUGCUACUCCCCCUGUUCUGCAGGACACAACUGUAUCGGUGUAUGGUUGUAUAUAUUUAGUUUUCUCUCUCCUUUCCCCUUUGUCGGACGAUUAAAGGAAUAUCUUAUUUUAGGAAUAUCUAUACCUUCUUCUGCUGUUGUGCUGCUGUAUAAUUUAUUUUAAAAAAUCUAUUUUUAUUUCAUUUUACAAACACGCCUCAAAUUAAAAUGACCUUUCGGCUAAAAGCUACCGACACCCCUUUCCCCAAUGACAGCCUGUUGACAUUGGGCAUGUCCGAGGCGGCCGUGAAGGCAGCACGAGCCCCACAUAACACUCCUCCUCAGCACCAGGCGCAGAGGAGCAGCCCGCCGCCACAGCUCCCCCCUGAACAGGAUUAUCCUCAUCUCCGCACGAAGUCGCCUAAUGCAAUCAGGAAGGAAUUGCAAUAGUCGGGACGCAGACAUUGAUCCGUAGGACAGAGCUCGGACGAGGAGAGAGAUGGAUCUCUGCUCUUCACCUGGUCUUUGUUGCGUGUAGCAACGCCUGACGCCGACGAGACGAUCGUCUAUAAUGUGACAGCUGCUGUCGUGUUUUCAUCGAGUUCGGCGAAACUUCUUCUUCUUAUCGUUAUUGUUUUGGUUUUUAAAGCUCUAGCACCAUGGUGAAAUACAACCUGGCGUUAACUUUUCUCGCCGCGGCUCUUUGGCGGGUCGGCGGCGAGCCGCAGACUCUCUCUUCUCCCGCGACUCACUUCAACGCGACAUCGCCAUCCAUCACCAGCGGGCACGCGCUCGCCAACAUCACAGACGCCGCCGUGGGAUCGCGGAUGUCCUCCCUGAUGACGCAUCUCCCCGCUCUGAAAAACAUCGUCAUCUUCAUCUGCGUGCUGACGGCCGUCCUCAUCACGUGCCUGGUCAUCAGAGUGGUCAGAUCUGGGAGACGAAUCAGAAAAACACGAAAAUAUGAUAUCAUAACCACGCCGGCGGAGCGCGUUGAGAUGGCCCCGCUAAACGAGGAGAAUGACGACGAGGACGACUCGACACUCUUUGAUAUCAAAUACAGGUGAAUCCCAGCGUGGACAUCCAUAUCUGAUGACUCCUGUUUUGCCCAGGACAACUCAAAUGGUUUCCCAUAUUUUUUUUGUGGUCAAGUCUAACCAAAUCAGCAACUUUAUAUGCUGCUUGUGCAUGGCUUUGAAAGAAAAAAUCUGUGCUUAAAAGACUGGAGCAACAUGGAUAUCACCGUUUGCUGCUUUACUGACACCUCCGUCAAGUCGCCCAAUUCUUUCCAUUAUAUUGAAGAUCAGGAUGUUUCUGUUGGGAUUUUUCCCGAAAACUCAUUCAGCUGUCAGGCUGUUGGUAGCUCGUGGUUCUUGUAGUCACUUCCAUAUCAAUUAAACAACAUUUAAUAUUUUAAAUUGCCUCACAGUUAAUAUCAUUUACAUUGUUUUUUAAUGCUUGAGCUACAGUAUAAAGUCUGUGGACUUUAGAGUUUAUGUAGGAAUCAAUACCUGCUUUGAAACCUACUAGAAAUCAGGGUCAAUCUCACCUUUUUCUGAUUUAAUAUGUAAUCUUUGAAUAAAUACUCGGUGGCCUCUCAAGUCAGUCAUCAGCUGAUGCACAAAAACGUUAACAUGCAACAAAUAUUGUGCAUAAACUUUAUUCAAAUGUCAAAUUUGCACACUCCGAAGAACCUAGUUAUUUACACUAAUUGAUAUUUUUAACUAAACUUUAAUACCAAAUAUAUCUAUCGACUAACCACUUUAUUGUGCAUAUAUACUGUUGAAGGCUUUCUGUCCUCAUGGAGUAAAUGUAUAGUUUUUGUACGGUAUGUUGUUUAAAAAAGAAAGAAAACAUUCCUAUUUUGCUGCUAUCUUAGCUGGAGUUUGAAGUUUUCAAAUUUGAUUAAAAAUCGCAAAGAAGAACUGUCAGUAUAUAUUUGUAAGGUGUUUAUGGAAUAUAUCCAUAUGCUGUGAAUGUGAAUGCUGCCAUCUGUUGUGAUCAGGUGUGUUCGAUCAUGUUUAAAGGUUUCUAAAGACUGAAGUGAAGUUGCGAUUCUAACAUGCACAAUGUGCACCCAGUGUCUUAAGUAGAAUCAAAACAACGACCAUACAAUGUCAAGUUGCUUGAUGUAGAAAUUAGUCACAAAUCUGGUGAGGCCAGACUUUUUGUGUGAGCAGCUACAGGUUGUCCAGUUAUUAUUUAUAAUCCCCCACAAUGACCUCCAUUAAUGGCUCACUGACCUUGGUAAUGUUUGCCUUUUUUUCCCCCUUAAGACUUGUUUCACUUUGCCAUGCAGACCUUUGGUAAAGAGGGUCUCUGUUUCUUCAAUUUCUUCCUUUUCCCCAGCGAUAAAACAAAAAUAACAAUAGCUGGUUUGUUAUAUUAGUUAUAUCUUUAACUCAAAUACCAAAUACACAAUAAUUGACCAAAGGUGUCAAAAUAAAUUCUAGGAAAAGCCAGAGGAGAGUCCAUAAAACCUCCCUCGUCUCUGUGCUCCCUAAAUGUAAUUACAUCCGCCUGACGAUGCAGUGGACCCAGAUUAUGUUCAGUAAAUGUGAGUGUGGGUGUUGGUGUUGUGGGUGACCUUCUGUUUAAAUCCAAACUGUUAUUUGGUAGUGCACUAUGUCCAACAGGUGCAGCUGUUUUCAAAUGACCUUAAUCCCUGGUUAUAUAAGGGGGGAAAAAAAGAAAAGAAACUGCAUGGACUGAUCUCCUACAACCUAUUCAGUCUACAACAUUGAUUGUUAAAAACAUCUUAUUGUAAUUUGCAGAAGAUUGGGUACAUGUACUGUCAUCGUUUAAUAUAUGUUGUAUAUGUUAAUCAAACUUUCAACCACAUUUUUUUACAUAAUGUUCUUCAGUAUACCUGUAUCAGACUGUCGACUAUAACGUGUUUAUUAAUUGGACUAUAUGACCACUGUUCAUUCCAGUACUGUCAUGUUUAACUUUAGUCUUUCACUGCAGGUCCAUUUUUUGUGCCUCUGCUAAUUUAGUCUUAGGCGAUAAUGUCACCCUAUACUGUUAUCCUCUAUCAUCUCAGCAAUGUUUUUUUUAUUUUAUGUUAUCUUUGUGUGUGUGAAAUUGUGGGGGGAAAGAACUAAUGUUAAAAUGCUAAUUCUGGACUUUACUGUAACUUAAUCAUUCGCUACAUAAAGUUCCUCUUGUAAAAUAAA